Messenger RNA from Passer montanus (Eurasian tree sparrow), 3420 nucleotides. It is a transcript of the gene P2RY13, whose product is annotated as purinergic receptor P2Y13. Gene Ontology annotation, cellular component: membrane. Gene Ontology annotation, molecular function: G protein-coupled purinergic nucleotide receptor activity. Bases 704 to 1735 code for a protein of 343 amino acids. The record is from RefSeq and is a predicted model, not a curated record. The transcript is spliced from 2 exons. NCBI's taxonomy places the organism in Eukaryota, Metazoa, Chordata, Aves, Passeriformes, Passeridae. Gene Ontology annotation, biological process: negative regulation of adenylate cyclase activity; G protein-coupled receptor signaling pathway.
UCCAGCCUACACCCAACAAACAUCAUCAGUCCACAGCUCUGCACGCAGCAGCAGCUCCUGCCAGCUCCAGGAAGGGGCUGUGAGCAGCACAGUGCAUCCCCUGCCUGCAUGGGCCAAAAACCCAGGAAUCCACUCUGGAGAGCCAGAGCCAAGCCCAGGCCCUGUGCCAGGGGCAGGAGAGGGGGCAGUCCCCGAGCACCACUGCCAGGUGGCUCUGAGCAGACUCUUGUAAUGCCUUGGCAAUGACUGGUGCCAUCCAGAACGUGGAAUUCACACACAAACAACAACUAGGAGCUCCAUUUGAGGGUUAUUCUGGAGUGCUGUCAGGAAACACUCUGUGUUUGCUCAUCCUACCAGCCCAGGUGUAGCAGGUCUGUCCCAUGUACACACAAACCCAGAAAUGUGUCUGCCUUGAGAGGCAGGGUCAGGUUUCCUUUCCCAGCUUAGGAGCAGAUGGUGUGCUUUCUCACGCAGAGCAAAGGGAAGAGACAAAAGCUACAGCAAAUGUGACUAACUCAGGCGACACUGGAAAUGAGGAAGGAAACCACACACCAACAGAAAAAGGUCUCAUCUUUCUACACAUUUCCCCGCUGUUAACACUUUGCUCGAGGCUUCUGCUGGCAGAGGAGCAGCGGAUGAGAAGGGGACAGCCACAGAGGGCUCUGUGACAGCUGCUGCAGGUUUGUCCAGUCUGUUUCCAGUGAUGGGAGACCCUGCAAACACGAGCUCUGUGGGUAACAGCAGUGGGGCACCCUCCUCUGCCCAGUGCCACCGCGACACCACCGUCACCCACGUGCUCUUCCCAGUGCUCUACACCCUCAUCUUCCUCCUGGGACUCGUGCUCAACAGCCUGGCUUGCUGGGCCUUCUUCCACAUUCCCAGCACAUCAACCUUCAUUGUCUACUUGAAAAAUAUCUUGGUUUCUGAUUUUCUAAUGACGCUGAUGCUUCCCCUGAAGAUCCUGACGGACUCUGGCCUGGCACCGUGGCAGCUCAAGGCCUUUGUCUGUCGCUUCUCAGCCGUGAUAUUCUACGACACCAUGUACAUCAGCAUAGUGCUGCUGGGGCUCAUUGCUCUCGACAGGUUUCUCAAGAUUGUGAGACCUUUUGGGAAGUUCUGGGUGCAAAAUCUGACCUCAGCAAAGAUCCUGGCAGCUCUGGUCUGGCUCUUCUUCCUUGUUCUCUCCCUGCCCAACAUGGUCUUGUCCAACAAGACAGCGACGCCCCAGUCCGUGAGGAAGUGUGCCUCCUUGAAGAGUCACCUCGGGCUCAAAUGGCACGAAGCCGUCAACUAUGUCUGCCAGUUCAUCUUCUGGACCGUCCUCAUCCUCAUGCUGCUGUUUUAUAUCAUUAUUGCCAAAAAGGUGUACGAGUCUUACAUAAAAACACAGAAGAAAGGCAACAGAAGCGAAAAACGGAUCAAGGGGAAAGUAUUCAUCAUUUUUACCGUGUUCUUCCUGUGCUUUGCCCCCUUCCACUUCAGCAGGGUGCCCUACACUGUGAGCCAAACCAGUGCCCACAUGGACUGCCGCCUGCAGAACCAGCUCUUCGUGGCCAAAGAGAGCACCCUGUGGCUGGCAGCCACCAACGUCUGCAUGGACCCCCUCAUCUACCUGUUCCUCUGCAAGCCCUUUGUGGAGAAGGUCUUCUGCAGGAGGGUGAAGGCUCUGCAGAGAACAGUCCAGACAAACCCAAAAACAGAACUGGACACACGAGUAUCUCCUACUGAGUCUUGAUUCUGCAGCUGCACCCUCUGCUCUGCAUGUUCGUAAAGAACUUGAAAAAUAGUUUGGUUUACUGCUGCUGAAGAACACAAAAGGGUGUUCGCCAAGUAAUAUUAACACUCAAUAAAUGCAGCAAAAUGGAUUUUCUAAGAACACUCACUGCAUAGCCUUAAUGGCCAAAAGGCUCUUGUUCAAACUGCCUAAGACAAUCCACAGGUCAAUUCUAUCUGCUUUAAACUAGAACAACUCACUUGCUAACACCUGAGCAGCUCACUGACUCUGGCUGCUCCGAAGGGCAAUUCAGCUUUAUUUGGGAGUAAACCCCAGAGCUGGUGAGUGUGCAUGUCAGUGAUUCCUACCCUGAGUGCCAGCUUGGCUGCACACCAAGAGUAGGGAAGAGGAGGAACAGCGGGAAGGACUCGGUCCCUUCCCGUCCCUCCUCGGCUCUCUCACACAUGUCAUUGCUUUCCUGCCACCCAGGCUGCUCACCACCCUUCCUCUGCUCCCCAGCACCCUGCUGGAGGGCAGUGCUGGCAGCGCCCCGGCUGCCCAGGACAUGCUCCUUGCCUGGGUGAGCAGAGCAGCCAGGCCUGCCUCCCCCACCCCAGAGCCAGGCCAGCUCAGCCCCUCCCUCCCCUCACCAGGAAGGAACUCCCAGAGAUGUCCCCCUCGGUGGCACCUUCACCUUCCCAGUCCCAACAGCAGGCCAGGAGCAGGGGACACUGCCUGAGCCUCCCCAUCCAGAGAAUCCCUCUCCACCAGACCACUCACACAGCUCUCCCCUGGCUGUCCCACAGGGACUGUGCCUGCUUUCCAACCCCAGAUUCUGGAAUUGAUGUCACUGUUUCAAGACAGCAGUGUCCCUUAUCCCAAACCAUCCUUCUCCUCCAGCUCUCCUGCCAGCUUACCCUCUCUCACACGUGCCAGGCGCUUUGAUCACCACUUGACUGCUAUUUUUAGAAAUUCAUUGUUUACAGCAGCCUAAUCCAAUCCAGCAGGUUGCUCCAUACAGCUUGAUUUCCUCAAAGCUGCCUUAGAUUGCUGUACAUUAAUUAUAUCUGCCUCUGGGGUUCCCAGCCUCUGCUACACAGGGAGAUGUAUGUCUUAUUUAGCAACUUCACCCACUACAUCUUCUGCACCAGGCAUGUUACAUACCUUGCACAGCUGUAACACCUUCCUAACUGGAAACUGAACUAAUCUCCAAUGAGCUUUCAAUUGAUUCUGAAUUCCCCAAUAAAUCAGUGUUAUCUCAGCCGUUGUCUACCUCUUGCAUUAAAUGCUGUUGCAUUAAAGGCUCUCCCCACACACAUACACUGUUAGCAGGAUUAACUUUGCUCCUUUAGGAAAAGUAAAUAUAAUAAAUUCUUAGCCGCUGAAAUAGUCAGCCCUUCAGUAACUGCUUAGAGGAACAUACAGCAGGCUGGAAAUGUUCCUCUCAACCUGCUGACACAGCCUGGCAAUUAACAGGGGCCUGGGCAGGAGAGGGUCUGCACACCAGCUGUGGCUUCCACAAAUACAGCUAACACAGGUCCCAGGGACUCCCAGCACUCACUGCAUCCAGCUCUGGAUCUGCAGUGUGGCAGUGAGAAACAAGAAGAUGAAGAACAGAGAUUUAUUUACUUUGACUUCUGCUUGUGAUUGAGGCUCAUCCAGUGCACACACACUGGCAGCUCACACAGCUCAGUGCUGAGAGCCUG